AUGCGGAAUCAAGCGGGGCGUGAACUGCUGUCCCCUUCCAACUACGAUAACGAUGCAGCCUCCCUACGAUCCCCAUCUGAACAGGACUCCGACUCCGAAGAUGACGAAUUUGUCAAUGCUUCCCGAAGCACCCUAGACCUCGCACGACAUGACCAAAGCGUCCUGGAAGAAGAAGAUGAGAUGGAAAAGUUAUUGACUCGGCAGGGGCCUGCUCGGGGAAUACGCAGGAUGUUUAGCCCGAGCGGUCCCAGGGUACGCAUUGGGAAAAAGGAGCGGCGCCGGGCACGGCGAGAGAGCCGGCGAGAGAGCCGGCGAGAGAGAGUCAGUGAGGAAGGGGAGCUGAUGUACGAGAUGGAGGAAGGUCUUGGGGACGACGAGUCCUUGACGAGUGGGUCAUCCAUGGAUCUAGACGAAGAGGACUACAUCCAUGAACCGGACGACUCCAAAUCAUAUUGGUGGCGGUACUUUCUCGCCUUCGCACUGAUCCUCGUGCUUCUCCUUAUCCUUCUUCUCGGCGCAUACAAAGCUUCCAGCAACUUCCGAGUAGCACACAACCUUUCCAGGCCAUUGCUUUCGAAUGGCACGGCACUCUUUGCGCCCACCACGAUUCUGAUUUCUUUAGAUGGAUUCCGCGCGGACUUCCUUGAUCGCGGUCUGACGCCGGCUUUGAAUUCUCUCAUUGCCAACGGUGUAUCUCCGCAAUACAUGAAUCCGAGUUUUCCCAGUGUGACGUUCCCCAAUCAUUUCACCCUGGUCACUGGGCUAUACCCUGAGAGCCAUGGCAUUGUGGGAAAUACAUUCUGGGAUCCUGAGCUAGAGGAGGAGUUCUAUUAUACCCAUCCAGAUGUCAGCAUGCUCCCCAAGUGGUGGAAUGCAGAGCCCUUGUGGCUGACUGCGGAGAGACGUGGCGUGAAAAGUGCCAUACAUAUGUGGCCGGGAUCAGAAGCCCACAUUGGCGACAUGGAGCCCACAUACGUGGACAAAUACAACGGAACUGAGGCAUUUUCUCGCAAGGUCAAUCGUGUUCUCCAGCUUCUAGAUCUGCCAGGAGUUGAAGACGGCUCUCAUCCAUCGGAGAGGCCACAGUUCAUCGCAGCCUAUGUCCCCGACGUGGAUCGAGAUGGUCACAAAUACGGGCCCAACAGUACCGAGAUCCGAAGAUCUAUUGCCGCUGCCGACAGUUUGGUUGCUGAAAUCAUCACGGGCCUCCAGAGCCGAAAUCUGACCGAUAUAGUAAACAUCGUUGUCGUUUCUGAUCACGGCAUGGCGACCACCUCCAACGAGCGGCUGAUCCAGCUGGAUGAUCUAAUUGACCUGAGUCUUGUUGAUCAUCUUGACGGAUGGCCCUCUCGUGGGAUCCGACCGAAGCGACCAGAAGACAUGGCAGUUCUGCAAGCGCAAUUAGAAAAAGUGGCACCGGACUAUACGCACGCGUUCGAGUUUUAUACUCGUGAGACUAUGCCUGAAAGGUAUCAUUUUACGAAAAAUGAUCGGAUUGCCCCGUUAUGGGUCAUCCCCAAGACUGGGUGGGCAGUUGUGGAACGCCCGGAGUUUGAUGCGCAGGAAGCACUGAAGAAGGGACAAGCUUACCAUCCCAAAGGCAUCCACGGAUAUGAUCAUGAACAUCCUCUGAUGCGGGCCAUCUUCAUUGCACGUGGGCCCUCAUUUCCCCAUGCUCCGAAUAGUCGCCUCGAACCUUUUCAAAAUGUUGAAGUCUACAACAUCCUCUGCGACUCCCUGGGUAUCGAGCCACUUCCCAGCAAUGGGACACUACGGCUGCCCCUUAAGCCCGUCGGUCGUCAUUCCGAUGCGAACACGCCGCCGUUAUCGCGGCCUUCCGAUCCACCAGAGCCUCCAUCCACCACUACGGCACCACUGCCGGAGCCAACCAGUCCGGCCUACGAGGCUCCCACUCAACAGGUGCCUCCUCCCACUCCUGGUAGUGAUGAUGAGAAGGGCCCGACGUGGUGGGGAACAGUAUGGCACAAGUUGGACGAAUGGAAACAGUGGGCAGGAGAGUUAUUCUCUGCGGAGAAGGACAAGCACCCCCCAGCCAUGAGCUAA
Messenger RNA from Penicillium chermesinum, 2064 nucleotides. Its product is annotated as nucleotide pyrophosphatase/phosphodiesterase family protein. Gene Ontology annotation, molecular function: ribonucleoside triphosphate phosphatase activity; nucleoside triphosphate diphosphatase activity. The transcript has 3 exons. The coding region runs from base 1 to 2064 and encodes 687 amino acids. Gene Ontology annotation, biological process: nucleoside triphosphate metabolic process. The record is from RefSeq and is a predicted model, not a curated record. Lineage: Eukaryota; Fungi; Ascomycota; Eurotiomycetes; Eurotiales; Aspergillaceae.